This is a messenger RNA of Xenopus laevis (African clawed frog), 1604 nucleotides long. RefSeq names its product RAN guanine nucleotide release factor L homeolog (gene rangrf.L). The record is from RefSeq and is a predicted model, not a curated record. The coding region runs from base 16 to 795 and encodes 259 amino acids. Lineage: Eukaryota; Metazoa; Chordata; Amphibia; Anura; Pipidae. The transcript is spliced from 7 exons. Gene Ontology annotation, biological process: protein import into nucleus; regulation of membrane potential; heart contraction. Gene Ontology annotation, cellular component: nucleus. Gene Ontology annotation, molecular function: guanyl-nucleotide exchange factor activity; transmembrane transporter binding; small GTPase binding.
UGUACCACAACAAAGAUGGCAGAUGACGAGUCACGGGCCUAUGAGUCGCUGCUCCUGCUUCAUUCAGAGUUGCAGUACAGGUUUAACGUUUUCCCUCAGCAAAGAUGGCCGGCCGCAGGCUUCGCGGGCACGUUUUCCCUUACUGCGCAUGGCAGAGUUCCUAGUGACGUAGAUAGAGCGCGCCCUGUUCGGUGGUUCCAAGCUGAACGUGUGUGCGAGCAGGCUUCUCCCAUGGCCCAGGAGUCUCGGCCUCUGUUUGCUGGAGCUUUGUCUGCAAUUCUGCCCCCAUUCCUCCAGGACGUCAGUGAGCUGCGGGAGAUCCCAGACAACCAGGAGGUUUUUGCUCACACUUCCACUGACCAGAGUAUUAUAGUGGAGUUACUGGAGUAUCAGGAAGGGGUGUCGGACUCGGAAGCUGCCCGGUACCACUUUGAAGAUGUGGCAUCAAGUAACGAUGCUGAGGGCCAAUCAGAAGUGUUGAGUGUAGAGCCCCUCCCCCUGGCUCAGCUGACGCUCACUGACUGCACCAAUGCCUGGCUACUGACCGGUCUCCAGCUAGUGGCCAAAUUCAAUGAAGAGGCUCGAAACACAGUCAAUAUACAUAUGGCUUUAUUCCGACUGCCACAGCACACGACCGACCUGCUCGUCACAUUCAAUGACCCUGCUGCCAUAAACCCAUCGAGCAGCAGUGCAGUGGGAGGAGCAUCCCUGGCUCCACCUUCUCCAUGGACCUAUGAGGACUUCAGCCGGCUCCUAUGCUCCUUGCAGCUGCACAAUUCCAGCAUCUUUGGGUGACCUCAGCCUGACACUGCUCAGAGAGGGAGGGGCAAAUUGAGGCUAUUGUGAGGGGGCGGGAUUGAGCAGCAAGUGAAAGAGAAGCAUUGGUGGAUUACAACUGAAUGGUAACCAAUCAGAAUACAGAGUGAUGGCGGAAGCAAGGGACAUAUUUAUAUAAAUGUAUAUUCCCUGUGCAAAUAAAGCUUCCUUCCCCUUUGUUGAGGGCGGGGCCGGCAGUGAGUAGUUGGUGCAUGUGCUGGCGCUAGAGGAGAAGUUUGGCUCCUCCCAGGCGGGAGCUGUUCUCACACACACACAGGAAAUAUUCACAUAACGGCUUUAUUCAUCCAUAGACAUGAGGGAAAUGGCAAGAUUACUUCCUGCAAAUCAUGUGACCUGUAGCCACACCCACUGAUGAGAAGUCCAGUGAGUUCUGCCCACACGGAUCAGUCUCUGUGUCUCCAACGUGAGUUCUCUUCCCAUGGCUCCUCCUCCUGCACCUCCCCUGGAAUUAUCAGUACAUCACUGGGGACAUGUAGUAAUAUUGUCUCUCACAAGCCUUUUGGGUUACUGAAGCCCCUCCCACUUCUGGGUGUAAAUGGAUUAAAUCAUUUCUCUAGUGCUCCAUAGACUCCUGUGUAAUGUUGUGGCUGCUCAUUGCCUGGCACCUGUUCUCCUAGGAUUUCUCUGUGCCGCCCAACUAACUGCCACUUCCAUUGUUUCUGACAGCCACAGUCUUUAACCCUGUGUAUGGGUUUAAUGUUCUUUAUUUGCUCUAACCAAACUGCCUGUGUGUGAUUAUACGUGGAAAUAAAGCUGCUAGAUAAAUA